AUGACUCAGCCAGUUAUCGUGAGAGACACGAAGGAUUGUUUGCCGAAACAGUCAGCGAUAGCAUGGGUGCAGCUCGUUGAUCGAUCGCCAACGACAACAUUCGUCCGUCCGGCUCACCGAUACCUUUAUCCGUACACACAUCCACAAACUGGCUUCCACAUCGGGAUUCGUCUAGAUCGGGUUGUGUUUCAAAUCGAAACGCUUUCCGGUCAGAUCAAUGUACUAUCCUAUAAGAUUGAUGGAGCUGUGACUCAAAUUAAAGAACAUGGUCAACAAACGAUCUCUUCAAUAAGCAACAAUUUUAACAAGGAUACUAUCGAAAAUGUGAAUAGAAUGCUGCGCAUCAUUAAAGAAAAAACACACGACUGGCCGGUCACAGCACUUAUUGUCGUCGGUGUCACCGCGUUUGUGCUGAUUUUGGUUACGUUUCUCUUCCUCAUAACAAAAGGAGGCGAGAAGAUCGUGGAGAAGAAGUACAAAAAGAAGGCACUGAUUGCAGAUCAUGACAUUGAAAACCUGUAG
Molecule: messenger RNA, 522 nt
Organism: Necator americanus (New World hookworm)
Lineage: Eukaryota; Metazoa; Nematoda; Chromadorea; Rhabditida; Ancylostomatidae
Exons: 6
Coding region: 1-522 (173 amino acids)
Source: RefSeq, a predicted model, not a curated record